Messenger RNA from Humulus lupulus (European hop), 2467 nucleotides. Its product is annotated as protein LAZ1 homolog 1. Gene Ontology annotation, molecular function: transporter activity. The record is from RefSeq and is a predicted model, not a curated record. The transcript is spliced from 10 exons. NCBI's taxonomy places the organism in Eukaryota, Viridiplantae, Streptophyta, Magnoliopsida, Rosales, Cannabaceae. The coding region runs from base 518 to 2032 and encodes 504 amino acids. Gene Ontology annotation, biological process: transport.
AAAAUAAAAUUCCGCGAUCCUUCUUCUCCAACCGCCGAAGAAAAACCAGUUUACUUUUCUUUCUUCACGAAAGUUCAUAUAUUUUCCCGGAAAACAUCUCUUAUUCCAUUUCCUCAGUCUAAUUCGCUCCACAGGAAGUCGUGUGAGGAUUUGUUUCUUCAAAGGCACAAAGCCACAUUCCGUUAUGUGAUCCCUGUAAUGGGUUCUCGUCGACAACAAUUUGCUGUCUUUCACGGUUAAACUCGUGAUUUUUCAGGGUCUGGCUGCUGAUGCUUCUUCAUUUGUCAUGAAUAGACAAGCAUAGAGUUAGAAGGCAUAUCUUGGUACAUGAAUGGUACAUUAUUUUCAACACAUUACAUAGUAGGCAAGAGCAGUGGUUGUUCAAUUCGGUAAUGCCAUAUACCUUGUGUGAAGACUGGUUUUCAUAAAAACUACUUUUGGAGCAACCGAAGAAAAAGACCUGAAAAUAGCAUGAUUUUUGGCUGCUUCAGUCAUUGUCCGUUGAAGUGAACAUAAAAUGAUCAAGCAAGUUGCACCGUUUUUUCACCCUUCAAAUCUAAGAAAUUUUAACCUAAUGGGAUGCACUAGUGGUUUUUAUUGGUUCUUUUUUCUUUUUACUCUAGCUGAGGGCUCAAGCAGAUCAGGGAAGGUGCUGGUCUUAAACCUUGGUGCAGAAUCAACAUUUGUCGUCAAUUGGCCGAUCUUCAGUGCCAGCAUUUUUGUACUUGUUGCUCUUGUUCUCUCCAUGUAUCUUAUCUGUGAGCAUUUAGCUGCGUAUAAUCAACCUGAGGAGCAGAAGUUUUUAAUUGGCCUUAUUCUGAUGGUUCCUGUUUAUGCACUGGAAUCGUUCUUGUCGCUGUUGGAUUCAAGUGCUGCCUUUAACUGUGAAAUAAUCAGGGACUGUUAUGAAGCUUUUGCAUUGUACUGUUUUGAGAGAUACUUGAUUGCCUGCUUAGGUGGGGAAGAGAAUACAAUUGAGUUUAUGGAAAGUCACAACUUAACAGAUUCCAAAUUGCCUCUCUUAAAUGAAGCUUAUGCUUAUGGAGUUGUGGAACAUCCAUUUCCACUUAAUUGUUUUAUAAGAGAUUGGCUUCUUGGUCCUGACUUCUAUAAUGCUGUGAAAAUUGGCAUUGUUCAAUAUAUGAUACUAAAGAUGAUAUGUGCCCUCCUAGCCAUGAUCCUGCAGACUUUUGGAGUCUAUGGAGAAGGGAAAUUCGAGUGGAAAUAUGGCUACCCAUACUUGGCGGUUGUUCUUAAUUUUAGUCAGACUUGGGCCCUAUAUUGUCUCGUACAGUUCUAUUCUGUCACGAAAGAUAGACUAGAACCCAUUAAACCAUUGGCGAAGUUUCUAACUUUCAAGUCAAUUGUCUUCUUGACUUGGUGGCAAGGUGUUGCUGUUGCUUUUCUUUUCUCUAUGGGAGCCUUUAGAGGGGCUCUGGCGCAAGAGCUGAAAACUCGAAUUCAAGAUUACAUCAUAUGCAUAGAGAUGGGUGUCGCUGCUGUGGUUCACCUAUACGUCUUUCCAGCGAUACCCUACAAACGUGGAGAAAGAUGUGUUCGUAAUGUAGCAGUCAUGGCUGACUAUGCAGCAUUGGGGUCACCUCCUGAUCCAGAAGAGGUUCAUGACUGUGAAAAAUCAACUAAAGUACGUUUGGCUCGUCAUGAUGAGAGAGAAAAGCGCUUGAAUUUUCCUCAGAGUGUUCGUGAUGUGGUACUUGGAAGUGGUGAAAUAAUUGUUGAUGACAUGAAGUAUACAGUUUCACAUGUUGUACAACCAGUGGAAAAGGGAAUUGCAAAAAUAAACAGAACUUUUCAUGAGAUAUCUGAAAACGUUAAACGUCACCAGGAACAAAGGAGAAACUCCAAGGAUGACACUUAUAUUGUCCCUCUGAAUUCAUGGAACAGAGAAUUUUCCGAAGUUCACGAUACCCUUGUCGAAGGGAGUGUUAGCGACAGUGGUUUGUCGAGCGGUAAGAAACAGAACCAAUCUAAAGCUUCAACUUCUCGUGGCAGACAGCAAGAUAACCGAUGAUGCUAGAGUAGUCGAUUUAAGUAGUAAGAACUUAAGCAAAAUCUAAAAGGUUUCAAGAGUUGGUUGACGUUAUUUUUAUGCAACGUCUACUAACUCAGUGAGCACAUAUAAAAUUCAAGUGUGAAUCUAGUAUGAAAAGAUGGAUUCUGGAGCUAACUCAUUGAAGAGAAAUCUCACACAGGCAAACAAAUAAGAGGUAUCUCUAACCUAAACACUGGCUUUAGUGUUCAUGUAUAGUUGAAAAUGAUGGAUCAACAGCUUGAAUAGUUGUUCUUAUCUGAUGGAGCAAGUAAGCAUUUUCAAGCCUUUUUAACCAUACGAGUUUUUUCUGAUCUUGUAAAGCUGUGCUUUCAUAUGUGAGUAAGUAUGAACAUUUUAACUGUGAUAUUAUUCAGCUCAAGCCUCUGGUACAUAAAAGCUACUACAUUGUUAAAA